Molecule: messenger RNA, 1144 nt
Organism: Ricinus communis (castor bean)
Lineage: Eukaryota; Viridiplantae; Streptophyta; Magnoliopsida; Malpighiales; Euphorbiaceae
Product: methyl jasmonate esterase 1-like
Exons: 3
Coding region: 33-905 (290 amino acids)
Biological process (GO): salicylic acid metabolic process; jasmonic acid metabolic process
Molecular function (GO): methyl jasmonate esterase activity; methyl indole-3-acetate esterase activity; methyl salicylate esterase activity
Source: RefSeq, a predicted model, not a curated record
CCUUGCCUUCAACACAAAGCAAGCAAACAAAAAUGGAGAAAAAGCAGUAUAAUCAACUCAUAUCCCUUUCCUCCUUCCUCUUCCUUCUCAUGAACCAGGGCCUAGCACAAGCACCUGCACCACAGCCUGCUCCUGUUCUUAGCAAGCCCUUUGUGCUUGUACAUGGUGCAGGACACGGUGCUUGGUGCUGGUACAAAGUUCUACCAUUGCUAAGAUCAUCUGGCUAUAAUGUUACAGCUAUAGAUUUAGCAGCCUCUGGAAUCAACCCACUUCAAAUUAGUGAUAUCAGCACAAUUUCUGAUCAUUAUCAGCCGUUGGUGAAUUUAUUACAAUCUUUGCCAGCAAAUGAAAGCAUAAUCCUCGUCGGUCAUAGUAUUGGUGGGUUUGCAAUUUCUUAUGCAAUGGAGAGAUUUCCAAGUAAAAUUGCUUGUGCAGUUUUUAUUGCUGCCCUUAUGCCUGGUCCUUCCCUCAACGCCUCCACGGUUUAUCAAGAGUAUGCAGCACAACAAGGUGGGACACUAGACAGCCAAGUUGAAUCGGAUGCCGAUAAUAAUCCAACUAGUAUCACAUUAGGCCCCAUCUUUGCAAAAGAAAAAUUGUAUAAUCUCAGCCCAGUGGAGGAUUGGACAUUGGCGACAACGUUGAUAAGACCAGAACCUCUACCGAGUCAACAAGACUAUUUGUCAGGUGAACUAGCGGUGACAACACAGAAUUACGGAACGAUUAAAAGGGUUUACAUCCGCUCGGAUCAGGAUUUGGCAUUAAAGAUUGAUGUCCAAAAUUGGAUGAUUCAAAAAAAUCCACCCAAUCAGUCUGUGCAGAUAGCAGGAUCUGAUCAUAUGGUCAUGAUUUCUAAGCCUAACGAGCUUUCAUCUGUUCUGCAACAAAUUGCUCAAACUUAUUAGCCGAUGGUAACAUGAUGUAACGAUAUGGCAAUAUCUUGCUCAGAAUGUCAAGCAUUAAUAAAUAAAUAAGCAAAGAAAACCUGAUCCCUUCUACUUAACAGUGUGGGAAUAACCACGCUCUUCACUUUUAGAGUUCUUCUUUUUAUGUUGUUAUAUGGUAAAUUGAUAUAUGAUUCCACUUGUAUGCUCAUCUUAAUCAUUUGAAAUGAUAUAAAGGAUCUUGUUUUCUUUCUCUAAAA